AUGGUCGGAUCUAAGGAUAUACCACCUCGAACGGAAGGUGUAAAUACGAUCAUCCUCAAGUCUAUGUGCACAAAGAUCAAGUUCCCCCCUAAAGACACCAACUUGACUAGCAUGGUAGCCAUCGUGACUGGCGCCAGCAGUGGUCUUGGUCUCGAAUGCAGCAGACAGAUGUUGUCUCUAGGGUUGUCUCGUCUCAUCAUUGCCGUUCGAUCAGUAGAGCGAGGCGAAGCUGCUGCUGCCAAUUUACGAAAAGCCUACCCCAAAGCGGUAGUAGACGUGUGGACAUUGGAAAUGGAGUCGUACCAGUCAAUCCAGGAUUUCGCCCAUAGAUGCGAAACCGCCCUCGUUCGCCUUGAUAUCGCAAUCCUGAAUGCGGGCCUCACCCAGUCCAAGUUUGGUAUUGUUCCUUCUACGGGGCAUGAAAGAACAAUACAGGUAAAUUAUCUAUCCACGAUGCUUCUCGCCAUCCUCCUUCUUCCGAUCCUCAAGGAAAAGACUGCAAGUUCCCCUGGCCGCAUGACCAUCGUCAACUCUGGAGUAUCGCUUACCGCGAAGUUUCCAAACCAUGCGCAAAGACCGCUACUUCGGUCAUUCGACGACACCAGCAUUACACCCUGGGAUCCCAUGGAGCGUUAUUACUCGUCAAAACUUCUUGGGCAACUCUUUUUCGCCAAGUUGGCUGAUUAUAUCAAGGCUGAUGACGUCGUCGUCAACAUCAUUGAGCCUGGAUUGAUCAAAGGCACUGGAUUGCAUCGUGAUAUAACAGGUAUCAACGGAGCUAUCAUGGCUGCUUUUAAAGCAAUAACUGCAAGAACUCUUGAAGAAGGCGCCGCAGUAUACAUUGAUGCUGCUAUUGUGAAGGGAAAGGAAUCGCACGGGUGUUUCCUUAUGGAUUUCGAUGUCAAGCCGUGA
Phaeoacremonium minimum UCRPA7 is the source of this 912-nucleotide messenger RNA. RefSeq names its product putative short-chain dehydrogenase reductase family protein. Lineage: Eukaryota; Fungi; Ascomycota; Sordariomycetes; Togniniales; Togniniaceae. The record is from RefSeq and is a predicted model, not a curated record. The transcript has a single exon. The coding region runs from base 1 to 912 and encodes 303 amino acids.